This is a messenger RNA of Thecamonas trahens ATCC 50062, 631 nucleotides long. Its product is annotated as phosphate transporter. The record is from RefSeq and is a predicted model, not a curated record. The transcript has a single exon. Gene Ontology annotation, biological process: protein targeting to ER. Gene Ontology annotation, cellular component: endoplasmic reticulum; mitochondrion. Lineage: Eukaryota; Apusomonadida; Apusomonadidae. The coding region runs from base 1 to 543 and encodes 180 amino acids.
AUGGACUACUCUAUGCUGGCUAUUGUGCCUGUGCUGUAUGUGGCCCGUGGCAUCGACUUUGAGGAGGGUGACCGGCUGCUGUGGCUCCGGCUCGCCUUUGGUGGCGUCCAGCUUGUGCUCUUCGCCGUCGCGCUCUACAUCAAGACUCUGGUGAACAAGCGGGCGGACGGAAAGAACAUCAAGGUGGAGAAGACCGGGAUGGAGGCGAAGCUGGCCGAGGACAAUGAGCCGGAGAUCAUGACCGAGCGCGAGUACGACCAGCGCGAGUGGGGCAAGUUCUUCCAGAGCGUGGCCAUGCCGGCGGCCAUGAUCACGGGCAUCCACUACUACUGGGGCACCACCGUCCCGCUCUUCAUCCAGCUGUUCAUGGCUCCCAUGCGCACAUACAAGGCCCCGCUAGUCAAGGCGUAUCUCCUCGGCGAGUCGCUCCCGCGUCCCUUCCCCACUCCCCCGGGCAUGUUUGACUCCCUCAAGCAGCAGUACGAGGAGGCUGCCGGCCUCCCGGCCAAGAAGAAGGGCAAGAAGUCCAAGAAGUCUCAGUAGCAGUCUUCCCCACAUCGUUGCCUAUCUUAAAUGCCCGAGGGCUUCCCCAAACCCAUCGCCUCGUGCACCGACUAAAUAGCCAUCACCA